GGACCAAUGAGAAUGUCGGUCGCACCAGUUCAACAGGGUCCAUUUAUGAAGGAUCAGUUGGUUCAAUUGCGGGCACAGAUUAAUGCUUUCAAGCUACUUUCCAAAUCACAGCCAGUCCCUGAAACAUUAUUACUAGCGGCCGAAGGAAGACAGUUACUCAGUCAUGCACCUAUUGUUAUGAGUGGACCACCUGCACCAAAUGUCCCUGUACAACAAUGGAAUCAAUCUUCUGUAAACUCCAUGCAAAAUUCACCGUUUGUCGGGUCUCCUCAGUCGUCUGUCGUUCAGAGUGAAUUCCAUCCGGCGAAUCCCGCCCUAGCAAUAUCUCGAGUAAGACCUAAUAUCCCACCCAGUUUAGUGGCUGCACGUAUAGGUCCCCCAGUAGGCUAUCAAUCAUAUACAACCUCAUCUUCAAAUGGAACCUUUCUGCCUGGGGGUACUGGCACAUAUGGGAGGAGUAGACUUACUCCUAUUCAACGACCUCAGGGUUUGGAUCCCGUAGAGCUACUAAAAGAGAGGGAACAGCGUAUCCAGUCUCGCAUUGCGCAGCGUAUCAAAGAACUAAGUAGUCUUUCUGUAUCUAGUACAUCGGAACAAAGAGUAUCAUUAUUGAUUGAACUUCGUGCUUUGCGUCUACUGAAUUUUCAGCGACAACUAAGGCAAGACAUAGUGUCAGCUAUGCGCCGAGACACGAGCCUUGAGACAGCUCUUAAUGUCAAGGCGUACAGAAGGCCGAAAAAACAAACUCUUCGAGAGGCUCGGUUCACGGAAAAGUUGGAGAAACAAAUGAAACAUGAGCAAGAAAAAAGGCGUCGUCAAAAACAUCAAGAAUUUCUGAAUGCUGUUCUUAGCCACGGAAAAGAUUUCCGAGAGUUUCAUCGUAAUGUUAACAGCAGAAUGGUGAAAAUAAACAAAGCCGUUCUAAAUUACAAAGCCAAUGCUGAGCGUGACAAAAGAAAAGAACAAGAACGAAUUGAUCGUGAGCGUAUGCGACGUCUUAUGGCUGAAGAUGAGGAAGGUUAUCGCUGUCUUAUUGAUGCGAAAAAAGACCAGAGACUUCAUCACUUACUCACCCAAACAGAUGAAUUUAUUAGUAAUUUGACUAAACUUGUUCGUGAACAUAAACGAGAGCAAAGUAAGCAGCGUUUUAGGGAACGGUCGGAAAGAAGAAAAUUCGCACAGGAAUCAGCUCUGCAAAAUGCUGUUGUAUUCUAUCGAAAAUUGGCUGAUGAUGUCAUUAAAAACGGUGGACAACCCCCGGCCUAUUUUUCUACUCCUCCAUCUACUGAGAAAUUUCCUGAAGAACUUAAUCAAGUAAAUCGUGACUGGUUAUGUGGCAAAAUGUCGUCUUCUAACAUCCAGUUACCUGACGUGCGUAUACUUAUGUAUCAAACAACAACAAAAGAAAUUGUUGGUGGUGAUGCUGCACUUUAG
Schistosoma intercalatum is the source of this 1434-nucleotide messenger RNA. Lineage: Eukaryota; Metazoa; Platyhelminthes; Trematoda; Strigeidida; Schistosomatidae. The record is from the annotation of a GenBank genome assembly.